CACGCUGAGAAUGUGGGUUCCCGCCUAGCGGUAACAACGCCUGGUACCCUGUGCAUCCCUAGGGGACCUACUGGCCUCCGAGGACUCGGGAGGGGCAGGGGGCGGGCUCGGAGGCGCGGCUCAGCGCAGGGGCGGAGGCUGUGCGCGAGAGGCCGGUCACCCCGCCCGCCUCGCGUCCCCCAGCUCCUGUGCGGCUGCGGCAGGGGGACAUCCCUGAGGGGGUCCCGCCCCCCGCCCCAGCCCCUCGCCCCCCGCUUCCACGUGAGCGUCAGAUCAGCCCGCAUCCCUCUGGUUGCCCAGCCAGUACCGGCUCUGUGCCGGUGCCUUGGUAGUCCUGUCCCCAACGCAGAUUCAGCGCGGGUCACUGGCGGGUCCCAGCGGACCCGGCCUGCGCUUCCAAGGGUUCUGGCUUCUGCAUCCGGGCGCAGCGACGAGGCGCGGGCAAGGCGGCCCCGCUGACCCGAGGCUGAGACACGAUGAGCAGCCACGGCAACAGUCUGUUCCUGAGGGAGAGCGGCCAGCGCCUGGGUGGCGUGGGCUGUCUGCAGAGCUUCCAGGACAGUCUGCAGCAGAGAGCUCUGCGCACGCGCCUGCGUCUGCAGACCAUGACCAGAGAGCACGUGCGGCGCUUCCUGCGCAGGAAUGCCUUCAUCUUGCUCACAGUUAGCGCUGUGAUCAUUGGAGUCAGCCUGGCAUUUGCUUUGCGCCCAUAUCAGCUCUCCUACCGCCAGAUAAAGUACUUCUCUUUUCCUGGUGAGCUGCUCAUGAGGAUGCUGCAGAUGCUGGUACUCCCCCUCAUCGUCUCCAGCCUUGUCACAGGUAUGGCAUCCCUGGACAACAAGGCAACAGGGCGGAUGGGAAUGCGGGCAGCUGUGUACUACAUGGUGACCACAGUCAUUGCGGUUUUCAUCGGGAUCCUAAUGGUCACCAUCAUCCAUCCUGGCAAGGGCUCCAAGGAGGGUCUGCACCGUGAGGGCCGAAUUGAGACUGUCCCAACAGCUGAUGCUUUCAUGGACCUGGUCAGAAAUAUGUUUCCACCUAACCUUGUGGAGGCCUGCUUUAAACAGUUUAAGACGCAGUACAGCACACGAAUGGUAACAAGGACGAUUGUAAGGACAGAGAAUGGGUCAGAGCUGGGGGCCUCCAUGUCUCCCCCAUCCUCAGUAGAGAAUGAAACCAGCAUCCUGGAGAAUGUCACCCGGGCCUUGGGCACCCUGCAGGAGGUGAUAAGCUUUGAGGAGACUGUGCCUGUGCCUGGCUCGGCCAAUGGCAUCAAUGCCUUGGGCCUUGUGGUCUUCUCUGUGGCCUUUGGGCUGGUCAUUGGUGGCAUGAAGCACAAAGGCCGUGUCCUGAGGGACUUCUUCGACAGCCUCAAUGAGGCUAUUAUGAGGCUGGUGGGCAUUAUCAUCUGGUAUGCACCAGUGGGCAUCCUGUUCCUGAUUGCUGGGAAGAUUCUAGAAAUGGAAGACAUGGCUGUCCUUGGAGGUCAGCUGGGCAUGUAUACUCUGACUGUCAUCGUUGGCUUGUUCCUCCAUGCUGGUGGUGUGUUGCCCCUCAUCUACUUCCUCGUCACCCAUCGGAACCCUUUCCCAUUCAUUGGGGGCAUGCUACAGGCCCUCAUCACAGCCAUGGGUACCUCUUCCAGCUCUGCAACCCUGCCUAUCACUUUCCGCUGCCUGGAGGAGGGCCUGGGCGUGGAUCGCCGCAUCACCAGGUUUGUGCUGCCUGUGGGGGCCACUGUCAACAUGGAUGGCACAGCACUCUAUGAGGCCUUGGCAGCCAUCUUUAUUGCUCAAGUCAACAACUAUGAGCUCAAUCUGGGCCAGAUCACCACAAUCAGCAUCACAGCCACAGCUGCCAGUGUUGGAGCAGCUGGCAUCCCCCAGGCAGGAUUGGUCACUAUGGUGAUUGUGCUCACAUCCGUCGGUCUGCCCACAGAGGAUAUUACGCUGAUCAUAGCUGUGGAUUGGUUCCUUGACCGGCUUCGUACGAUGACCAAUGUCCUGGGAGACUCAAUUGGAGCGGCUGUCAUUGAGCAUUUGUCCCAACGGGAGCUGGAGCUGCAGGAGGCUGAGCUGACCCUUCCCAGCCUGGGGAAGCCCUAUAAGUCACUCAUGGCACAAGAAAAGGGGGCAUCAAGGGGUCGGGGAGGUAAUGAGAGUGUCAUGUGAGAAGCUUCCAGCUCUCUGCCUAGGGAGGAGGGAAGGGACUGGGAGGGGAGUCCUGGGGACAAUUUGUUGCCCAACUGACUGUGGGCUGAGCAUACAUAUUCUGUAUGGAUUCUCUGGGAACUGCUGAGAUAAAAGAGAAAGAACAAAAGGUUUCUAAGGUAUAUCCAUCACUGUUUUGUGCUCCAAAUACAAGAACAACCUAAGGGAGGAAAGAUUUAUUUUGGCUAUGGUUAUAAAGGGCUUAGUUCACCAUAGUGGGAAGGCAUGGUGGAGAAGAGCAACUCACUUCACGGUGGUCAGCAAGCAGAGACGAGAGAAAUGGGAAGUAACCAGGGAAGGACACAGCUCUUCCAGACACACCCUACAUCAAUGAUACCCUGUCUCCUACUUCUCACCACUCCAGCACAGCCGUCAUAUCAUGGAACCAUCAAGAGACUGAUCCACUCAUUAGGCCAUUAGUCCAGAGCCUUCACAAUGCAUUCCUCUCUGGAGAUGUCCUCACAGACACACAGAGGUGUGUGCUUUAUGAAUUUUCUAAGCACUGGUUUCAGUCCAGCCCAGCUGACUAAGACAGUCCGUUAUCACAAAGGUCCCUGUUCAUUUCUGAG
Messenger RNA from Microtus oregoni (creeping vole), 2779 nucleotides. It is a transcript of the gene Slc1a6, whose product is annotated as solute carrier family 1 member 6. NCBI's taxonomy places the organism in Eukaryota, Metazoa, Chordata, Mammalia, Rodentia, Cricetidae. Gene Ontology annotation, molecular function: neutral L-amino acid transmembrane transporter activity; glutamate:sodium symporter activity; L-glutamate transmembrane transporter activity. Bases 477 to 2171 code for a protein of 564 amino acids. The transcript has 10 exons. Gene Ontology annotation, cellular component: plasma membrane. Gene Ontology annotation, biological process: L-glutamate transmembrane transport. The record is from RefSeq and is a predicted model, not a curated record.